AUGUCGGAUGUUAAGGAUAUGAACAAGUACUACCCUCCGGAUUUUGAUCCGGAGAGUUACCAUCGGCACAAGCACAUCUUGAAGCAAGUGGGUCGCGGUCGGAAGAAGAGUAGAACGGGUGGACCUAGUCGAAGGGGUGCGAUGGAAUUGCGUAUGUUGUGGCCAUUCAGUUUGGUUUGCGAACGAUGUGAAGAGGUUACGUUUGUUGGUACUAAGUUUAACUCACGUGUUGAGCGUUUGAAAACGGAGGAUUAUUUAGGUAUUCCAAUUUGGCGUAUUAGUGGUAAGUGCCAUGAGUGUCAUGCUCCUAUUGUGCUCAAGACGGACCCAAAAAAUACGGAUUAUGUUAUUGAGUCUGGAGGACACAGACUUUUCGAUGCGGCCCUGGCUGCUAAGGAAAUACAAGAAGAAAAAGAUCGCGCACAACAUGACCAACAACAACUUGGAACCAUGGAACAACUUGAACGUAAGGCCAUCAACACCGCCCAGGAAAUACAAGAUCUAGAAUCCAUCGCGCGCCUCCAAGCCAUCAAUAAAGCCUUCCUCCUUUCCGCCGACCUUGUUACUGACCAACUCCUCGAAACGCAACGAGUCGACGAAGACAUACAAAAAACUAUCCGUACCUUGCGACGAGAGCGGGAACUACGGGAAGAGGAACUCGCUUCGGACAUCGAACCCCCUUCGCACAUCGAACCCGCCUCCGAGCUCGCUUUCCACCUCCCUUCAGACCACCAACAUCCGGGUUCGAAUCCCGGCGAUGGCUCCAAUAAACAACAUGCUGGAAACGUGCUGGGAAUUCGUGUCAACAUUCUCCACCCCACAACCCACCGUAAAUCAGCGCCGACCUCCCUCCUAGCCAACUACAGUAGUGAAGACGACGACGACGACGACGACGACGACCAUUAG
This is a messenger RNA of Gregarina niphandrodes, 906 nucleotides long. RefSeq lists its product as hypothetical. Gene Ontology annotation, biological process: mRNA splicing, via spliceosome. Lineage: Eukaryota; Apicomplexa; Conoidasida; Eugregarinorida; Gregarinidae. Bases 1 to 906 code for a protein of 301 amino acids. Gene Ontology annotation, cellular component: U2-type catalytic step 1 spliceosome. The record is from RefSeq and is a predicted model, not a curated record. The transcript has a single exon.